AUGGAUUCAGGGUAUUCGAUUUCUUUGCCAUGGCUGACCAGGAUUCAAAUAGCACUUGGUGCUGCGAAAGGAUUAGCCUUUCUUCAUGGGGAGGAGAAACCCGUCAUUUAUCGCGAUUUCAAAACCUCGAAUAUUUUAUUGGGAUCGGAUUAUACUGCUAAACUAUCAGAUUUUGGGCUAGCAAAGGAUGGUCCUGAAGGAGAUGAGACACAUGUCAGCACUCGAGUGAUGGGUACACACGGUUAUGCUGCACCCGAGUACAUCAUGACAGGUCAUCUGACCACCAUGAGCGACGUUUAUAGUUUUGGGGUGGUUUUACUAGAGCUAUUAACGGGCAGAAGAUCGAUGGACAAAAGCCGACCAAGUAGAGAGCAAUGUCUAGUGGAGUGGGCAAGGCCACUCUUGAAAGAUUCAAACAAUCUUGAYAGAAUCAUGGAUCCUAAACUAGACAACCAUUAUCCAGUAGUGGCGGCAAAGCGGGCGGCAGCUUUGGCUAGCAGAUGCCUGAGCCACCACCCAAAAUGCAGACCUGCCAUGAAUGAAGUGGUCAAGACCUUGGAAAAUGUACUGGAAUUAAAUGAUUUCCAAGAUGGUUCCUUUGUGUAUAUUGUUCCUAAAGAAGGAAGUGAUCAGUUGAGUGUAAAGAGAGAAAAAGGCGAAGAAACAGAUGACGGCAAAGAGAAAGACCAAGAUAAUGACAAUAGUAGUAAUGGCGGUGAGGAGAAGGUGGAGGUGGAGGUGGUGGUUAAAAAGAAAGAAAAUGGCCGCCGGCGGGAGCCUGAAAGGAAAGGUCACAGGCAUAAGCACAGGAUAAGAUCAAUGAGGUCUCGAGCAGUAUAUUCGGAUACAGCUCUGUAUAAGAACUUCAAGAAGGGUUCCAAUUCUCCAUUGUUACCCCAACCCAAAGAAAAUGGGGGUGUGAAACUGUUAAACUGUUGAUUUUACUUUUAGGGUAGUUUUUAAAGAUUGUUAUUUCUUUACAUAUACCUUCUAAGAAAAGAAAAGAAGAGAGGUUUAUUUGGUU
This is a messenger RNA of Cynara cardunculus var. scolymus (artichoke), 1024 nucleotides long. Its product is annotated as putative receptor-like protein kinase At1g72540. Gene Ontology annotation, biological process: protein phosphorylation. Gene Ontology annotation, molecular function: ATP binding; protein kinase activity. The coding region runs from base 1 to 939 and encodes 312 amino acids. NCBI's taxonomy places the organism in Eukaryota, Viridiplantae, Streptophyta, Magnoliopsida, Asterales, Asteraceae. The transcript is spliced from 2 exons. The record is from RefSeq and is a predicted model, not a curated record.